This is a messenger RNA of Parnassius apollo (apollo), 1344 nucleotides long. The record is from the annotation of a GenBank genome assembly. Lineage: Eukaryota; Metazoa; Arthropoda; Insecta; Lepidoptera; Papilionidae.
AUGUCAUAUGCAGAAAUAUCAGAGGACGAAGACAGUUUUGUCUUAAGCAACAGCGAAAUGAAUAAAAGUUCUGAACAACAUAUUAUUAUAAGCAGUGAUGAAGAGUCACAAGGACCUGCUGUUGUAUACGAACUUACUUCUGAUGAAGAUGAAUGCAGCUGUGAAAUAAGAAAUAAAAAACAAACAUUAAUAAAGAACCUAUUUCCCACUACCAAAUCAAGUAACAAGAACAACACCAAAUUAUUAAAACCACCAAAAGGAAAGGGAUUUGAAAAAAUGAUAGGUGGAAUAAAAGUUCAUAUACCCCUUGAGCCAUAUGGUAGUCAAACAGCUUUGAUGUUUAAGGUUAUAACAGCUAUCAACAAAUCCCAAAACUGCUUGCUGGAAAGUCCAACGGGUUCUGGUAAAACCUUGGCGCUACUUUGUGGUGCAUUGGGAUGGCUACGUCAUGAAAGAAACCGCAUCUGUGAAAUGCAAGCUCAGUGUUUCGUUGACAAACAUCCUGAGUUGAACGAAGUGAAGGGAGCUGCCGAGUACGUUUCCACGCCAGUAAGCGACAAAUCUGUAACUCCAGAGAAAUUCUUCAACAAGCCAGUUUUCGGUCAGAAGAGCAUUUACGACGAACCGGCGCUGAACACUGCUGAUCCGAGUAGUAGCAUUAAGCGUCAAGAACCUUUGGAUAAUAGUUUAGAAGAUAUCCCCAACGAAGGUCUUGUAAAUAUCCAUAAGAAACGUCGCCUUAACGAAAACAAAUUUGGUGAAAGCUCGGAGACCGCUCAAACUCAUACGCUAUCCUCUACGCCAGAGAAGAAGUAUGAAACGCCGCAGCCUGAGACUCCACAAAGUGUUCGAAACCUGUACCACCUCGUGGACAACCUCCGUCUCAAGACUUCGAUGCUUGUUGAUUCCAGUGUCCCCACCAUCUACUACGGCGCUAGGACACACAAGCAGUUGCAGCAAGUCGUGAAGGAGUUUGCGAGGACGGAUUAUUGCGGCGAGAUGCUUAUGACGAUCCUGUCUAGUAGAGACUAUAGCUGUAUACGAGAGUUCGAUCGCCAGACUUGGAGCAGUAAGAACGAUAUGUGUAGGGCUUGUAUUAAGCCAUCCGAUUCGACAAGAGAACGCCAAAGUGACACGAAUUGCAAGUUCUACGACAAUAGGAUGGCACUCAACCACAAGAGUCUGCCCCCGGCCUUCGACCUGGAUGAGUUGGUUGCAGCGGGAGAGGAGAUGGGAGCAUGUCCCUACUUCGCCGCAAGGUCGAUGGCCUCCAGCGCCCAUAUUGUCUUCUGCCCCUACAACUACCUUAUAGAGCCUUCAAUUAGAAAUAGUGUAGGUGUCUAA